AGAAAGGAAGGAAAGGGACAUUUGACCAAGGUUUUGAGGGCUGAGUAGGGGUUUGAGAGGUAGAGGGGAUUGGGAGGGUGCAUGCUGAGUGAGAAAAGGUGCUGGGAGAUGGGUAACAGCAGUGUGUGUGGAGAAACUCAGUUGUGGCUGAAGAAUAGGGUCCAGGGGUGGAGGAGAAGGAAAGUGGCUGGACACAGAGGUGUGUUGUGUGUAGGGUCGGCAUGAAGAGGAGCGGAUAGGGCAAAGCUAGAAGGGUUGGGCAAGGGGAAAUGGGAUUGGAGACGCGACUGGCGCUGACCCAAGACAGGACAGAUAGGGUGACCAGAGUGGAGGAUUAGCCAAGCCUUGGCACAGACCCAAGCGGGUGGAGGCCCCGGGCAACACCAGUCACCACGAGGGCCUCUCCCAAGGGCUCUGUCCUCCCACGGGGAUUGGAGGUGGGUAAGGGAGACCGGGCGGGGUGGAGGAUGAGGCCAGGCAGCUGCGGAGAGAGAAAGUCCCACCCCUGCGGGCGUUCCUUGCCGGCCGGCCGACCUCGCAGGCUUGGGCCUGGGCGGGCACCGACGGAGCGGCCCUGGGUGCAGCCUCCCGGCGCCCGCGAAGACAGGCUGAGAUGCGGCUGCUCCUGCUCCUGCCGCUGCUGCUGGCUCCAGCGCCCGGGUCCUCGGCUCCCAAGGUGAGGCGGCAGAGUGACACCUGGGGACCCUGGGGCCAGUGGAGCCCCUGCACCCGGACCUGUGGAGGGGGCGUCAGUUUCCGGGAGCGCCCCUGCUACUCCCAGAGGAGAGAUGGAGGCGCCAGCUGCGUGGGCCCCGCCCGGAGCCACCGCUCUUGUCGCACUGAGAGCUGCCCCGAUGGCGCCCGGGACUUCCGGGCCGAGCAGUGCGCGGAGUUCGACGGAGCUGAGUUCCAGGGGCGGCGGUACCGGUGGCUGCCCUACUACGGCGCCCCAAACAAGUGUGAACUGAACUGCAUUCCCAAGGGGGAGAACUUCUACUACAAGCACAGGGAGGCUGUGGUCGACGGGACGCCCUGCGAGCCUGGCAAGAGGAAUGUCUGUGUGGAUGGCAGCUGCCGGGUUGUCGGCUGUGAUCACGAGCUGGACUCAUCCAAGCAGGAGGACAAGUGUCUGCAGUGUGGGGGUGACGGCACGACCUGCUACCCCGUCACAGGCACCUUUGACGCUAAUGACCUCAGCCGAGGCUACAACCAGAUCCUCAUAGUUCCCGCGGGUGCCACCAGCAUCCUCAUCGAGGAGGCUGCUGCCAGCAGGAACUUUCUGGCCGUGAAGAAUGUUCGCGGGGAAUACUACCUCAACGGGCACUGGACCAUCGAGGCGGCCCGGGCCCUGCCGGCAGCCAGCACCAUCCUGCAUUACGAGCGGGGUGCUGAGGGGGACCUGGCCCCUGAGCGGCUCCAUGCCCGGGGCCCCACCUCGGAGCCCCUGGUCAUUGAGCUCAUCAGCCAGGAGCCCAACCCCGGCGUGCACUACGAGUACCACCUGCCCCUGCGCCACCCCGGUCCUGGCUUCAGCUGGAGCCACGGCUCAUGGAGUGACUGCAGCGUGGAGUGUGGCGGAGGUCACCAGUCCCGCCUGGUGUUCUGCACCAUCGACCAUGAGGCCUACCCCGACCACAUGUGCCAGCGCCAGCCACGGCCGGCCGACCGGCGCUCCUGCAACCUUCACCCUUGCCCAGAGACCAAGCGGACUUCUUACCUGCACCGGCCUGGAGCGUGGCGCCUUGCUGGGGCCCAGCGAGUAUGUGGGAACAGCUGGAAGGCAGGGCCAUGGGCGCCCUGCUCGGCCUCCUGCGGAGGAGGCUCCCAGUCCCGCUCUGUGUACUGCAUCUCAUCUGACGGGACCGGCGUCCAGGAGGCUGUGGAGGAGGCUGAGUGUUCCGGGCUGCCUGGGAAGCCCCCUGCCAUUCAGGCCUGCAACCUGCAGCGCUGCACAGCCUGGAGCCCGGAGCCCUGGGGAGAGUGCUCUGUCAGCUGUGGCGUUGGCGUCCGGAGGCGGAGCGUGACUUGCCGGGGUGACGGGGAUUCUUUGCUCCAUACUGCAGCGUGCUCCCUGGAAGACCGGCCACCUCUCAGCGAGCCCUGUGUGCAUGAGGACUGCCCCCUCCUCAGGGACCAGGCCUGGCAUGUCGGCGCCUGGGGUCUGUGCUCCAAGAGCUGCAGCUCGGGCACUCGGAGGCGACAGGUCAUCUGUGCCAUUGGGCCGCCCAGCCACUGCGGGAGCCUGCAGCACUCCAAGCCUGUGGAUGUGGAGCCUUGUAACACGCAGCCCUGUCAUCUCCCCCAGGAGGUCCCCAGCAUGCAGGAUGGGCACACCCCUGCCAGCAACCCCCGAAUGCCAUUGGGCCCUCAGGAGUCCUCUGCCUCGGACUCCAGAGGCCAGUGGUGGGCAGCCCAGGAACACCCCUCAGCCGGGGGUGACCGCAGGGGAGAACGAGGCACCCACCUGUCAGCCCUGGGCCCCGCCCCCUCUCUGCAGCAGCCCCUACACCAGCAACCCCUACAGUCGGGCUCAGGGCCCCAUGACUGCAGACACAGUCCUCAUGGGUGCUGCCCCGAUGGCCACACGGCGUCUCUCGGGCCACAGUGGCAAGGCUGCCCUGGGGUCUCCUGUCAGCAGAGCAGGUACGGGUGCUGCCCUGACAGGGUAUCUGUCGCUGAGGGGCCCCAUCACGCUGGCUGCACAAAGUUGUACGGCAGUGACAGCACCAGGAGCAGGCCCAGGUCAAGGGCAGUGGCUUCUACAGUCCACAACACCCACCAGCCCCAGGCCCAGCAGAAUGAGCCCAGUGAGUGCCGGGGCUCCCAGUUUGGCUGUUGCUAUGACAACGAGGCCGCUGCAGCCGGUCCUCUUGGGGAAGGCUGUGUGGGCCAGCCCAGCCAUGCCUACCCUGUGCGGUGCCUGCUGCCCAGUGCCCAUGGCUCUUGUGCAGACUGGGCUGCCCGCUGGUACUUCGUUGCUUCUGUGGGCCAAUGUAACCGCUUCUGGUAUGGCGGCUGCCAUGGCAAUGCCAAUAACUUUGCCUCGGAGCAAGAGUGCAUGAGCAGCUGCCAGGGAUCUCUCCACGGGCCCCAUCGUCCCCAGCCUGGGGCUUCUGGAAGGAGCACCCACACGGUUAGUGGCAGCAGCAGUCCUGCAGGCGAGCAGGAACCCAGCCAGCACAGGACAGGGGCUGUGGUGCAGAGAAAGCCCUGGCCUUCUGGUGGUCUCUGGCGGCAAGACCAACAGCCUGGGCAAGGGGAGGCCCCCCACACCCAGGCCUUUGGAGAAUGGCCAUGGGGGCAGGAGCUUGAGCCCAGGGCCCCUGGACUGGGUGGAGAUGCCGGAUCGCCAGCGCCACCCUUCCACAGCUCCUCCUACAGGAUCAGCUUGGCAGGUGUGGAGCCCUCCUUGGUGCAGGCAGCCCUGGGGCAGUUGGUGCGGCUCUCCUGUUCAGACGACACUGCCCCGGAAUCCCAGGCUGCCUGGCAGAAAGAUGGCCAGCCCAUCUCCUCUGACAGGCACAGGCUGCAGUCCGAUGGCUCCCUGAUCAUCCACCCCCUGCAGGCAGAGGACGAGGGCACCUACAGCUGUGGCAGCACCCGGCCAGGCCACGACUCCCAGAAGAUCCAGCUUCGCAUCAUAGGAAAUGACAUGGCCGUGCUGUCUGAGGCUGAGCUGAGCCGCAUCCCUCAGCCCAAGGACCCAGGUCAGGACUUCGGCCAAGCGGGGGCUGCUGGGGCCCUGGGGGCCAUCCCCUCUUCACACACACAGCCUGCAAACAGGCUGCGUUUGGACCAGAACCAGCCCCGGGUGGUGGACGCCAGUCCAGGUCAGCGGAUCCGGAUGACCUGCCGUGCCGAAGGCUUCCCGCCCCCAGCCAUUGAGUGGCAGAGAGAUGGGCAGCCUGUCUCUUCUCCCAGACACCAGCUGCAGCCUGAUGGCUCCCUGGUCAUCAGCCGAGUGGCUGUAGAAGAUGGCGGCUUCUAUACCUGUGUCGCUUCCAAUGGGCGGGACCGAGACCAGCGAUGGGUCCAGCUCAGAGUUCUGGGGGAGCUGACAAUCUCAGGACUGCCCCCUACUGUGACAGUGGCAGAAGGUGACACCGCCAGGCUGUUGUGUGUGGUAGCAGGAGAAAGUGUGAACAUUCGGUGGUCCAGGAAUGGGCUACCUGUGCAGGCUGAUGGCCACCGUGUCCACCAGUCCCCAGAUGGCACACUGCUCAUCUACAACUUGCGGGUCAGGGAUGAGGGCUCCUACACAUGCAGCGCCUACCAGGGGAGUCAGGCAGUCAGCCGCAGCACCGAGGUGAAGGUGGUCUCACCAGCACCCACCACCCAGCCCAGGGACCCUGGCAGAGAGUGCAUCGACCAGCCAGAGCUGGCCAACUGUGAUUUGAUCCUACAGGCCCAGCUCUGUGGCAACGAGUAUUACUCCAGCUUCUGCUGUGCCAGCUGUUCACGUUUCCAGCCUCACGCUCAGCCCAUCUAGGGAUGAAGGCUAGUUCCAGCCCCAGUCCAAAAUAGUUCAUAGAGCUGGGAAGAAAGGAAGAUGGACUCUUGGCUUCCUCUCUCUGGCUGGCAAAGGGAGUUAUCUUCUGGAAUACAUUGGCUCUUUCAAAAACCCACCCAGUAUUUAGCCACAACAGCAGCCAGUACCAGCUUCCCUCUGUAGCCUUCAGCAGUGUUUACAUCUCUGACAUAACCACAGGCUGCUGUCAAGAAGAGCAAUCUGUUUGGAUAAGAAUAACCUUUACUUUACAGCUUCCCUUUAUAAUUUCUGUUACACAGGAAUAGUUCAAUGCAUUUGUUUGUUUUUUGAGACUGAGUUUCACUCUCGUUGCCCAGGCUGGAGUGCAAUGGCAUAAUCUCAGCUCACUGCAACCUCCGCCUCCUGGAUUCGUGAUUCACCUGUGUCAGCCUUCUGAGUAGCUAGGAUUACAGAUGCCUACCACCACGCCUGGGUAAUUUUUGUGUUUUUAGUAGAGACGGGGGUUUCACCAUGUUGGCCAGGGUGGUCUCGAACUUCUGACCUCAGAUGAUCUGCCCACCUCAGCCUCCCAAAGUGCUGGGAUUACAGGCAUGAGCCACCAUGCCCAGCCAUCAAUAUAUUUUUUGAUUUUUAAUUUUUUUUUUUUUUUUGAGACAGAGUUUCACUCUUCUUGCCCAGGCUGGAGUACAAUGGUGCGAUCUUGGCUCACCGCAACCUCUGCUUCCUGGGUUCAAGAGAUUCUCCUGCCUCAGCCUCCCGAGUAGCUGGGAUUACAGGCAUGUGCCACUAUGCCUGGCUAAUUUUGUAUUUUUAGUAGAGAUGGGGUUUCUCCAUGUUGGUCAGGCUGGUCUUGAACUCCCGACCUCGGGUGAUCCACCCGUCUCGGCCUCCCACAGUGCUGGGAUUACAGGCAUGAGCCACUGUGCCCGGCCCAUCAGUGUGUUUUAAAGUUAGCUGUCAGGGCUCCACUUAAUUUAAAGCUGGACAGGGAGAUGUGUAAUGAUUUCAAAGUUAACACCUGUUUUUUAAGGGGCAUGCUAACUCUUGCUGUAUCAGGGAAGUAUUCUGUGCUACAACCAGCCGUGGUUCCUUGCUCUAGUCUCUCUCACCCUUCUAGGCAGUGCCUCAGUCAGCUCUAAAUCCGGUGCAGAGGGUUAACUGCAUAACCCUUGUUGGCAAAAUGGAAUAGAUGUAAGACCUCAAACAGGGAUUUCUGAUGAGACAGCAGCAGUUAGCACUGUUAUCUGAGCAUGAAAGAACUAGAAAAGCUCCUUACGUCAUCGAGAUGUUGGACCUUGAAGCCCUCCUGAGGCCAACAUGCAAAUCUGGCUGUGAAGGUUCACCUGCACCUGUAUAAAGCUGACCAGCCUGCUCUGUACAGUGACAAUGAGGAACCCCUCUCUUCCUUAAGUAGGAAUCUGUGAAGCAAAAUGUUUGCUGCCAGAGAAAAAUCAGACUGUCAUUAAAAACAGCAUUAGCAGGAUGAGGAUACGAAUGGGGAAGGGUGGUGGGCAAUGCAGUAACAGGGAAAUGGUUUCAGAAAUGGUUUGAGUUGGAAGACAACAUUCUUCAUCUCUCAGGACCUCUAAUUCCUUGAUGCUAAAACAAGAAGUAUGGAUUCUAUGAGCUUCCAAGUCCCUUUCCACUUUAACCGUCUACAAAUUUUCCAGAGGACUGCCUAGUAGCAAAGGUUAUUCCUGGACACAGGAAAGACAGGCAUUACAGGGACCAAAGCUCUGAAGGGUGACUUUUAUUACCAACACACUGGCUGGAAAAGGGACAAACCACAUCAUGGGUGAGUGACACUUCUCAGUCUGCUACUACUCAUUCAACAAAGGAAAUGUGGGCUGGGGCAGAGGUCUUUUUUCAUUUAAUACUGGAAAAAUACUGAAGAGCAUCCAUGUUCACUUAUGGCUGGUUUUGCUAUAGAAAUUGGAAAAUAAAGGCCACUUUCUUGGACUCCCCAGUUUAAUUAAACCAGAAUUUGGCCUAUUGGUAUAAACAUGUCAGAAGGUAAGUUUGAGAUCAACUAGCAGCUAACUAGUUCUAAUAGAACCAGUCACAGAAUAGUGGGCUAAGAUUAGAGGUAAAACUCAUUCUAGGCCAGUGGUUCUCAACUUUCUACCAUAUUGCAAGC
Molecule: messenger RNA, 6626 nt
Organism: Cercocebus atys (sooty mangabey)
Lineage: Eukaryota; Metazoa; Chordata; Mammalia; Primates; Cercopithecidae
Gene: PAPLN
Product: papilin, proteoglycan-like sulfated glycoprotein
Exons: 28
Coding region: 614-4489 (1291 amino acids)
Biological process (GO): extracellular matrix organization
Cellular component (GO): extracellular matrix
Molecular function (GO): metalloendopeptidase activity; serine-type endopeptidase inhibitor activity
Source: RefSeq, a predicted model, not a curated record